AUGGCUAAAGUAGUGCACCAAGAUCCACCGGCUGGUGGGGCAGGGGAUGAACCACAAAACCCACCCAGCUUUGAAGGUACUGCUGACCCAGUGGUGGCAAAAGAAUGGAUCAGCAUACUAGAAAGGAUCUUCGAUUUCAUCGGAACUACUGAGCAUGAAAAUGUGUGGGAUGCUGCAAAGAAGGGUCAUAAUGUGGCCGAAAUGGAAUGGCCAGAACUUCUAGUCUUCUUCAACUCUAAAUAUUACAGUUGUACCGUGAUUGACCAUAAAGUGGUAGAGUUUAUGACUCUGAAGCAAGGAAAUUUGUGCAUCCAGGAAUAUACCAGGAAGUUUGAUCAUUUAUGCAGAUUUACACCGGAUAUGGUUAAUACUGAAUCAACCAAAGUAUGGAGGUUUAUGAGAGGACUUCGAGAAGAGAUGGGAAAACUCGUGGACACCGGGAAAACAAGCCUAGAAACAUAUGCAGAAGCAGUGGAGCGAGCGCUUCGCCAAGAGUCAUGGUCUGAACUGGAAAGGAAAGAAUCCUAG
This is a messenger RNA of Humulus lupulus (European hop), 528 nucleotides long. RefSeq lists its product as uncharacterized. Bases 1 to 528 code for a protein of 175 amino acids. Lineage: Eukaryota; Viridiplantae; Streptophyta; Magnoliopsida; Rosales; Cannabaceae. The transcript is spliced from 3 exons. The record is from RefSeq and is a predicted model, not a curated record.